UGCUGCGAUUAGACUGGCAACAAAAAGGGCGGGUAACUGAUACACACAGGGCUGAGCUGCAUGUUUCACGAGAUAAAUGAUGAAAACCUCAAUGCUUGUUUGCUGUUAAUUAUGUCAGGAAUAAUAAUUGUGUCAUCUGAUAGUAGUUCUCUCGAAGAUGACGAAACAUUCAUUGCGUCAUGUGCAUCUGACAGCGGAAGGCAGUUUGACUGUUCGGGAAUAUCCAGAGUUUGUCAAAAAUUACUCAGGAAGAGGAUCUCAAGAGAUUCGCGUGAGUGCCAUGACAUGCAGGAAACAGAAACAUUGAAAACUAGAGCCACUAUGUGCUCUGGUGAUGAUAAUGACUUCGACCUACAGAGGGCAAUAGAGGAAAGUCUGCAGGAGAAGACAUUAACUUCACGAGGAAGAAACCAUUCAACAUUUACCAAGGAUUCUAAAAGGCAUGGAAGAUCUAGCCGGAAAAGAAAUGAUAGACAGCAGAAGAGUACAUGGUGUAAAAAACGAAAAGAACGUGAAGAACAGCUUUGGCUUCCUGAGACAGUUCGGCAUUUUAAAAGAGGUUCACCAAGUUCUCCUAUCACGAUCUCUUCUGAAGAAGAAGAUUUUGACUUGCCUGAACUGGGGUCAGAUGGUGAUAAAAAUGUCAGUCACACAGCCACUACACAUUGUAAAGUAAAAUCAUGUGCAAUGGAAACUGAUGAUAUUCAUAAAGGAAAAGACAGGCAUUUUAUGGAUACAUUAUCAUCUCUAUCAUUGCAAAAUAGUGAAAAUGAGCAGAGCCAAAGUGUAAAGACUGAAAUUAGGUCUCACCCAAAACUGCAACAAAGGAAAGACAGAAUUAGUUCAGAAAUUCAAGCUGGAUCAUCACCGGUUCAUGUGGAAACAAUCAUUGCUCCAAGUUUUGAUAUAGAAAAUCAAAGUGUGGACAGGAGAGCCGACAAACAAGUUAAAAAUGGAAGGGUCAAAUUUCUUUUAGGACACCCAGCCUUACAAACAGAAGUAAACAGUCUUAAUAACAGAUUUUCACACCUUCAGGUUUCUAUGAUAGAAUGUGCAUCUGAAGAUCAAGGAGACAGUAUCUUCUUUUCACAAAUUCUGGAGUUACUUGAGAAUUUUUCUCACACUCACAAACCUCCAUCAGCACUUGUUGAAAACGUCAUCAGAUGUGGACUGUUAGAUGUUCAGCAUGAGGAACUAGCCUUUCGAAGUUAUUGGUCUGUGUUAGCAAUAUGGCAUCACUAUCCAGACCUUGUUUUGUUAGACUGGACUGCACUACAAACAGCAGGGGAUGUGUUGAAAAAAGGUCUGCAGGCAAGAAGUGCCCAUUUUGCAAAGAAAUCUGUUAACACCUCAGAGUGUAACAAUAACACCAGAACUGAAAGUAACUCAAAAGAACCAACAUUUCAUCAGGCAGCAUUAUUUCUGCAGCUAAUGCUACAAGGACUAAGGAUUAAUCUUAAAAACUGCAAACUCCCAGAUCAAAGCAGUGUGCGAAAAUCUCUGGCUUUUAAGAGCCUGUCUGUAGAACAGACGGCUACCUUCAGGCACAUCAUCCACUGGUUGGAAUGUUGCCUGGUCACUACAGAACAUCUCGAUAGUCAGUCUGUAAGCACAGACACAGAUAUCAAGCAGAAAACAAAGGAUAGCCAGUGUGACAAGGAUAGAAACAGGUUGGUUUUAGGUCACCAGGAAGUAUGUCCCUGGCUUCUAGAAAGUUUGCAGAAUUUACUUUCUCUUAUUGUAUUUGUCAGUGAAGACAGGCAUGCGACUGCUAGGAAGCUGUCCUCUGACCUGGUCAGGACAUAUAUAUACCUGCCCAGCAUGCAGGCAAAGAAGCAGCUAUUGCAGACUCUUUCAUCACCUCUUCUGUGUUUUUAUUUGGUGUGUCUUGUGCUGGAGAACCACUGCUCUAAUGCCAUCAGAAUGAACUCCAGAUUUCCAGAAUCGUUGAAUGAGUUGACAAAUUGCUACUUUUAUGCCUCGCCACCAAAGAGUCCAGUGACACCACCACCAUCUCCAUCUGAUGAAGAUGAUAACAUCGAGGAAGGAUCGACACAUCAUCAGUAUUCUGCACAGAGCUGUGAGGAGCUGGCAAUGCUGAUUUUUUUUGUCACCAAAAGCUUUAUUGCUUGUCGACAGAAGCGAGAACAAGCAAGAACAAGCGAAAGAACACGAAGACAGCAGAUCCUUUUAGGACCUGAGAUACCAUCACUGAGUUCUUCUGAAAGAGAGCAUGUGCAGGAGGCAACAAGCGAGUUCAAGCAACAUCUGCAAGAACUGGUACCAGAGCUAAGCAUGGGUACUCAGAUCUAUCUCCAUUUAAUAAAAGCUCUGGCCACAGCUAUGUAAACGUUUUUAGCAUCAUCAUUUUUGUUCUGUCCCAUCAUUGAAUAGUCCUAGCUCAGCUUGACUUUGUAUAUAAUGCUCUGUGAUCAAGGGUGGUCAUUACGAUGGCAUAUCAGUUUAAAUGGAGGAUGGCACAACUAUUUUUUUUUUAGAGAAUGUUAUUCUUUCUUUGAUUGGUUAGUGUUUGAGACUGCUGAUUAUUCACAUUGUUUUGAAUUUUCAAUUAUUUAAGAAUUUAUCAGUCCAGCUAGAAGCAAUUUCAUCUCCUUAGAUAUAAUUUUACCAGUAAUUUUACAUCCAUCCCUUGAACAUUUGCAUUCUGUUUUGAAGAUGCAUUGUUGGGCAUUAUCAUAUAUUUCUUCUCUGACUAGGGACACAUGCAUUGUUCCACUAGCUAAAUGCUAAUGCUUAGCGGUCAGCCAAAAUUACUAAAUAUGAACGCUAGGUGUUAGUAUCCAUCUAGAAUGACCGUACACCUGGUUUUAACUUUCUGUCCAAAUAACUAUUCCAAAGUUAGUACACAUGUACUGGCGAUUUUAGAUGUGAACAAAUUCCAAACCUUGCAUGUUGAUAACAUCCUUUUUUAUUUUCUUAUUUUCUUGUUUUCCUUCCCCACACCAUCGCCUGAAAGUGGAGGCAGGCUAGAUCUUUUCUGCAAUACUGCAAUACCCUAAAAAUACCAAACAGAAAAUUUAAUUUAACGUCUGAUAUGUGCUGACCAUACACAUGUUGCCGGCCUGCACCUGCUCAGUUUAGUUUGGAAUAGUAAAGCUGGGAUCAUGGUGCUGCAUGCAGUUUGUUAUAUAGAAUUAUGGAAUGAAGAAUUUAACUUGUUUCUAUUUGCUAGAGUGUGCAAGAAGUAAAAGAGUCACUCCCUGUAACAAGUGUCUUGGUUUUAAAUUAAACAGCAGCAGAGAUGACAAAAAACAGCUUGAACUUGGAAGCACAAGUAGUGAAUACCUAUGUGUCAGCUUUCUUAUAUCUGUGUAGAAUUUGCAGUUUCCUCCAUGACCCUUUGCAGUAGUAGGUAUGUAUCUUCAAGUGUACAAGGGGACAGAAGAGAACCAGUUAAACGCUUGAUAGAAACAAAGCUUUAGAACUUGUCUUGAUGGCUGUAUAAGGGCAUUGUGUAAAACAUGUAAUCAUGAUUAGUCUUUGAAGAUAAGACAAUGAAUAUUAAAUGGUAGUGUUGUUGUUUUUUAAUCUACUUCAAAGCAGACUUGUAGUAGUACGUUGCACUCAUCUACACAUUGAAAGUUUUAUUUUUUUUGCAAAGUAUUGGGAAGGAUGGCUAGUUACUAAAAUCAAAUUAGUAAGCUCGUUAAACUGAAGCCGUGUGGUCCGGACAGAGUAGAGAAGAGUGCAACAUAUAGCUCACUAUGAAAAAUUAAUGUUUGGAUUUUUCUCUCUGCAAUAAAAUGAAACAAAAUAAAUUAAUUCAAAAGCAUACCUUUAAUUAGGUUUCAUAUGUUGUAUAAAGGAAUGGCAUGUGCAUUAAAAUUGAUCUAAGCUUUUAUUUAUUGGAGACACUUUUAUAUGAAAAGUGCAUUUCCUUCAUUAAAAAUCUUUUUCAUGACAUUUCCAUUCAUUUUUGUGAAAUUUAUGGCCAGCUACAGUCUUAAAGAAUGUUUGUGUAGAGGUUAAUAUUUAAAAAUAUGCUUUCAAAUUAGUAUUUAGAAUAUUUAAAAGUUGGAAAUAACAUUUAUUUUCAGACAGCAGCAUUUUCUCUUUGUGGUUAUGCAUCAUUUUAAAUAUUAAUGGUAUGAAAUAAAUAGUCUUUCUCGCAUUACUUAGUAGUAAUGAAAAACCAGUGAGUCUUGUAUUAGCCAUGGCAAAGAUAUUUGCUAAAGGGACUAUCAACAUUUGAUAAGUUUUUUUUUCCAACUACUUUCCUGUUGCCUAAAAAGACACUACUUUUUAAAACUACAGUUAUCAUUAAUUGAAAUUUGUGGUUUCCUUUUCUUGUCAAAUGUCACCAUUUCUAUGGGGCCUGUUUUGGCAUUGGCCAUUGUUUCUUAUAUAUUUUGUUACCUGUGAUGCUCAAAUGUCUACAUGUCAUGAGCAAUUUUUCAUCAUUCCCUUUAAUAUUCCGAUGGCUCAUUGUUAUUUAUGCAUCCACAAAACUGGUACUUCAUGUUUAUUUGCAAUGAAUUAUUUUUUAACUUGUCAUCAUCACUUAAAUAUAGAAGAUUCAAUGAAUUGUUUUUCUGUUUUCUCUAUAAAUCCUUAGUUAAGAGAACUACUACAUUGGAGUAAACAUACCACUGUUUCAGA
Pomacea canaliculata is the source of this 4620-nucleotide messenger RNA. RefSeq lists its product as uncharacterized. Bases 61 to 2349 code for a protein of 762 amino acids. NCBI's taxonomy places the organism in Eukaryota, Metazoa, Mollusca, Gastropoda, Architaenioglossa, Ampullariidae. The record is from RefSeq and is a predicted model, not a curated record. The transcript has 3 exons.